Molecule: messenger RNA, 1036 nt
Organism: Daucus carota subsp. sativus
Lineage: Eukaryota; Viridiplantae; Streptophyta; Magnoliopsida; Apiales; Apiaceae
Product: leucine-rich repeat protein 2
Exons: 7
Coding region: 206-832 (208 amino acids)
Molecular function (GO): protein binding
Source: RefSeq, a predicted model, not a curated record
GUUUUUGUUUAUUUGACAAUUGACCAUUCAAGUUUCAACUCCCCUUUCUCCCUCUCUCAUCAGCAGCCUCUCUCUCUCUCUCUCUCUCUCUCCCCCUCUCUUUCCAUUUGUUUCUUCCACUUUAAGUUCCAACUCUCUCUCUCCAAUUUUUUCUUCCACUUUUAAAGUUCCAACUCUCUCUCUCUCUCUCUCCCCCCCCUCUACAAUGGCUGCAACUUUUGCUCUCCUCUUCUUCCUGCUAUCUGUCCCUGCCGUCCUCUGCAACUCUGAAGGAAAUGCUUUACAUGUCCUAAGAACUAGACUUUCUGACCCUAAUAAUGUUCUACAAAGUUGGGAUCCAACACUGGUCAAUCCUUGUACCUGGUUCCAUGUUACUUGUGAUAAUCAAAAUUCUGUUACUCGUUUGGACUUGGGCAAUGCAAAUUUUUCAGGAUCUCUUGGUUCGGAGCUUGGUGAGCUUGAGAACCUCCAAUACCUGGAACUGUAUCGGAAUAACAUUGAUGGAAAAAUUCCAAAGGAGUUGGGUAAAUUGAAAAACCUUAUCAGCAUGGAUUUGUAUAACAACAAAUUUGAAGGAAGAAUCCCCAAAUCCUUUGCUAAGUUGAAGUCUCUAAGAUUUUUACGGCUAAAUGAUAACAACCUAUCUGGACCUAUUCCAAGAAAACUAUCCAAACUUUCCAACCUCAAAGUUUUUGAUGUGUCUAAUAACAACCUCUGUGGAACAAUACCUGUUGAUGGCCCUUUCGCAAAUUUCCCCAUAAAAAGCUUUAAGAACAAUAGGCUUAACGGACCUGAGCUAAAAGGGCUAGUACCCUAUGACUUUGGAUGCUAAAACUUGUGCCAAGGUUUAAAUGUCUGCUUGGAUUGCCACAAUGUAAUAAUAGUUAUCAUGUAUACGUAAUGUAUCUAGCUUGUAUGAACUUGCCAAUAAGUUUAUAAUGCUCCAAAUAUCGUCUUUCUGUCAGACAUUUUACUGUAUAAGAUCACAGAGUCGUGAGUUUACAAAAGUAAAAUAAAAUUCAGAGUUGUGAACCUA